AUGCUUAGAAGACUAGUAUCAAAGAGAAGCCUCGCUACAUUGCCAGAGACUUUAUUCCCCAACAAGUACGGUGGACGGUACACGGUCACUUUGCUUCCAGGGGACGGUGUAGGGAAGGAGUGUACGGACUCCGUUGUAUCCGUGUUCAACGCGGAGAAUAUCCCCAUCGACUGGGAAAUCGUGAACAUCUCAGGGCUAGACCACAAGGAAGGUGUUGCUGCUGCCGUGCAGUCGCUUCGCAGGAACAAGAUCGGUCUGAAGGGCCUGUGGCACACGAGCAACGCAGACCAGUCCGGUCACGGAUCCCUCAACGUUGCGUUCAGGAAGCAACUCGACAUUUACGCUAACGUCGCCGUGUUCAAGUCCCUGAAGGGUGUCAAGACGAUGAUCCCAGAUGUUGACUUAGUUGUCAUCAGGGAGAACACGGAGGGGGAGUUCUCAGGGCUGGAGCACGAAUCCGUAGAAGGUGUCGUCGAGUCCCUGAAAGUGACCACGUUGCCCAAAACGGAACGGAUUGCUAGGUUUGCUUUCAACUACGCUCAAAAGAACGGCAGGAAGGCAGUCUGCGCGGUGCACAAGGCUAACAUCAUGAAACUAGGUGAUGGGCUGUUCAGAAACACGGUCACCAGCAUCGGUGAGAAGGAAUACCCUGACAUCGAAACGUCGUCGAUCAUCGUUGAUAACGCAUCGAUGCAAGCGGUUGCAAAACCACACCAGUUCGACGUCCUCGUCACUCCAUCUAUGUACGGGACCAUCAUCGGGAACAUCGGUGCUGCUCUGAUCGGUGGGCCAGGGCUAGUCGCCGGUGCCAACUUCGGCAGAGAGUAUGCCGUGUUCGAACCGGGUUCCAGACACGUAGGGCUGGAUAUCAAGGGCCAGAACAUCGCUAACCCAACGGCCAUGCUGCUCUCCUCAGCUCUGAUGUUGAACCACCUAGGGUUGACCAAAUCCGGGAAGAGAAUCUCGGACGCUGUGCGCGAAGUGAUUGCCGAGGGAGACGUUAGAACGAAGGAUAUUGGCGGUGAUGCUACGACUACUGAGUUCACCCAAGCCGUCAUUGAGAAAUUGUCUCAGACACCUUGGUAA
Messenger RNA from Huiozyma naganishii CBS 8797, 1086 nucleotides. It is a transcript of the gene IDH1, whose product is annotated as isocitrate dehydrogenase (NAD(+)) IDH1. The transcript has a single exon. NCBI's taxonomy places the organism in Eukaryota, Fungi, Ascomycota, Saccharomycetes, Saccharomycetales, Saccharomycetaceae. Gene Ontology annotation, biological process: isocitrate metabolic process; tricarboxylic acid cycle. The record is from RefSeq and is a predicted model, not a curated record. Gene Ontology annotation, cellular component: mitochondrion. Bases 1 to 1086 code for a protein of 361 amino acids. Gene Ontology annotation, molecular function: NAD binding; isocitrate dehydrogenase (NAD+) activity; magnesium ion binding.